Messenger RNA from Suillus discolor, 1419 nucleotides. RefSeq lists its product as uncharacterized. NCBI's taxonomy places the organism in Eukaryota, Fungi, Basidiomycota, Agaricomycetes, Boletales, Suillaceae. The transcript has 4 exons. The record is from RefSeq and is a predicted model, not a curated record. The coding region runs from base 1 to 1419 and encodes 472 amino acids.
AUGACCCGUAAUCAGCGUGGUCUAGUAGAAACGUGUUUUGAGGAGGGUCAAUACGAGUCUGGUAUCGCAGUGCUCGAACAGCUAAGGUCCAAAAACUUUAAGCCGCCGGUGUCUCUCGUACGUCAGCUCUUAUACAUCGCGCUGUAUCCCCCGCCACCAUCCCUUGAUCAUGUGGAAGAACGCGAUCUCAAUUCUGCUUCGCCAUCAAAAGGCUCCCCUACAAAAACAAAGCACCAGGCACCAAAAAUGAUCUUUGCUCCUUCAAUCAAUGCAUCAGAAGCUGCGCAACGCUUGCUAUUAUCUUUCGUUAGAACAAAUACACCUACAUCUCUUUUCCAGGCUUUGCCACAACCGGGCAAGAGCGACGAAUUACCAUUCGAAGGUGAUGAUCACGACUCUGUUGUAGCAAAGGAGUCCUUGUGCAUUAAGGACGCGAAGCACUGCUGGGCAAUACUCAAGGAGGGUUUCGUACCGCGAAUAAAAAUCUCUCAGCCGUCCCUAUUAGCAGGGAAGAAGAAACGCGGAAAACUCAUUGCUAAUACUGAAGAGUAUGUAGAGGAAAAAUACAGCAAUUCUGUUCUCGCCCCUGUUGCAGAGCAUGGCUGGUUAGUCUUGCAGUGGCUGGUCGAGCUUUUUCAGCGGGACGAAUCUUUGGCAUCUGGGGAUGGUUCAGCGAAGCAUUCACCAUUGUUGUUGUUGCAGAUUCCCUCGCCAAGAAGUGGUACUGGUCUUCGGUGGGAAGCUGAUGCACCCCUGGAUAUCGUGUUCUAUUGUGUUUCGCAAGGUCAACCGCAGCGACGACAGCUGGGUCUUGAACUGAUGGCUUUGCUCAUCGGGAUUUGUCUAACAGCAGAAUUUGAUUUCAACAUGUUUCUUGAACAAGUCACGUCACGAUUAUACUCAGCCUCCCCAGAGAUUGUCCAGACUUUCAUGUCCGGCUUUCAUCUGUCACGUUCAGCACAACUGUUCAAACUAGCGCUCUGCCGCAAAUUCCUUUCCGAUGAAUCGGGUGGGAGAAACCCAUCCAGCCGUCGCCCCAAGCCACAAGCGCGAGCUGUGAGAGCAGCGCGAGGCAAUGCCGCUGCGAGAGAGCAGAAUAUGUCAUCCACCAGUGCAAAUGACUCGUCAGCCUCCUUUUCCGCGAGUAAAAUUUCUAUGCCUCCUAGCGGUGAUAUCGUCCACCUUCUUACGGGGCCUAACGGACGCACUUCUCCUGCAAUUAUAACUGUGAAAAAGGAGCUUCUUAUUUCGUAUGCCUACCUGCAGCAGACCGCGGAACAACGGGAUGUGGAAUGGCAGCAAUUAGCAACAGAUGGGCGUCUCGAAGACCAAGUCAAUUCGGUGUUUGGUGGAGAGAGCUAUGCUCAGCAAGACAGAGAUGCUCUAAUUAGUCUUGUGAGAGUCUGGGCCAUGAACUAA